Molecule: messenger RNA, 627 nt
Organism: Varanus komodoensis (Komodo dragon)
Lineage: Eukaryota; Metazoa; Chordata; Lepidosauria; Squamata; Varanidae
Product: lipopolysaccharide-induced tumor necrosis factor-alpha factor homolog
Exons: 5
Coding region: 1-627 (208 amino acids)
Molecular function (GO): zinc ion binding
Source: RefSeq, a predicted model, not a curated record
AUGGCGUUUUUGCAUACAGCUGAGCCCACGGCCCUGGCAAGUGCUUGGGUUGGUGGCCAUUUUGGCUCUGGAGAGGCACAACGAGCCAAGAAGAUGCAGCAGAUGAAGAAAGACGCCUCGAUCCCCAUGGACACUUUUGACCCCCGCCAGGAGCCGUACGCGCCAGGUUAUUCGUCGUCAUACUCACCAGAACCAUAUCCACUGCAGCCGUACCCUCCACAGCCAUGGGCGCCAGAUCCGUACCUGCAGAUGCCUCCCGCCCCAGACCCUUCUGCUGCCAUGGGCACUUCUGGCUACGACUGUCCGUCUCCCCCACCAUACUCCUGUGAAGAAGUCCCUUGUGACAGAGUUGGACCAACCUAUUCCCCGGAUGCUCCGCCGGUUGUGGUUGCUGGAAUCUUCUCGAGCAAGCCUGCGUCAACCAUUUGCCCUUGCUGCCGCGAGAUCAUCACCACCGAGGUCGUGUAUCGCGUAGGAGCGCUGACGUUUGCUGCCUCCGCCUGCAUGUGCAUGAUGGGGGGCUGCCUGGGCUGCUUCCUGAUCCCGUUCUUCACAAAGUGCUGUAAGGACGUUGAUCAUUACUGUCCUUGCUGCCAGUACCACAUCUACCGCUACAAGAGGCUGUAG